AUGUUUCUAGCAGAACUUCUUCGAAAGCAUCUCGGAGUCGUUCUCCUUGGUGCUUUGUGGGUUAGACCGUCAGCUUGCGGGUAUGUUCCCGAGAGAUUUGAAGAGCAACAUUAUUUGGGGUCGGAACCGUAUGACGAUGGAUAUAAGAACGAUUUGGAUAUAGACUUGAUGCUCUUCAGCCUGGCUUUCAUGGUAUCGUGCUAUUUUGUGCUAACCUUGGUGUAUUUUGCGGUCAAGUUUUUCCUUAGACGGUACUUCCGCUCUGGCAUUGCAUUAAGUGGCGACGGCGAAGGUCAUGUUAUUGGACCAGCUGUAAAUGCCAGGUGGCCCAGCCCUUUAGACGAUGUAAACGCUGUGAGGGACAAGUUGGCUGCGAUGUCGCCAGAAGAGCAGUUUUAUUACAAGCAGGGUGAGGAGUUCAUCAAGCAAAACCCUCCUCUGCUCAUACCGGAUCAGCUUCCUGGUGGAUCAAAUACAGUCGACCCCAUAAUUAAUGAGCACACAUUGAGGUUCAUCGAUGAGGAAGGCGCUCAUGCGUGGGAAUUCCAACCAGAUCCGAAGCUUCCCAACGAUAGUGUCCUUGUGGAGAACAAGACCGAAAUCACAUUUUUGAACUAUAACUAUGAUGUAUCGGUGAUGACAAAUCUUCCUAUUCCACGUUUGAAUUGGGUUUAUUACUGCGAAUUUAAAAUCUUUGAGCUAAACACUGCAGGCAGUAACAACAACAAUCAUCUUUCUCAGAAUGAGUUAAUAUCGUUUGGCUUAUCGACUAGUCCCUACCCAUAUUUCAGGUUGCCAGGAAGGCACCAUCACUCCGUUGCUUAUGACUCUACUGGGGCACGUAGGUUCAAUGAUUCUUUUGAGCUGUCCGCCGAGCUUUCUUCGAUAUUCCCUUCAUGCGAAAAGGGUGAUGUUAUUGGCAUAGGGUACCGAACAAACAGUGGAACGAUCUUUUUUACGCGUAAUGGUAAAAAGCUUAGCGAAAAGUCGAUUGGAGGGCACAUUAAGGGCUGGAAGUUCAAAUAUAUAUAUCCAGUUGUGGGUUCGAAUAUUCCAUGCAAAAUCCACGUUAAUUUUGGAACCUAUGGUUUUGUCUAUAUUGAGGCUAAUGUUAAAAAGUGGGGGUAUGCCAAGUCGCAUGGUCUCAAGCUUCCACCACCUUCUUAUGAGGAUUAUGGACAAGAUGUGCUUCUCGAAAGUAGCUAUGAAGAUGAUGCGACAGACAACGAAAGCAUAUCUACUACCGAUGGCGACAUAAUUGACAACGAAGGACAUCUGUUACCCCCGCCUCCUGGCUUUGAAUUUAGUGUUUCGCCGCAGCCAUCUGACGCAGGCCAAUUUACGUUAAACUCUUUGCCUGCAGAACCUCCAGUAUAUGCGUCUGAUAAUCAAAUAGACGGCGAGGAUAAUGAGACUGCUGAGCGGUUAGAACAUAUUGUUCGAGACUCUGACAUACGGGACAGUGCUUAUCCCGGAAAUGAAUUGGGAAAGAAUACAAUGGCUAAUCAGUUUUUGUAA
Molecule: messenger RNA, 1518 nt
Organism: Lachancea thermotolerans CBS 6340
Lineage: Eukaryota; Fungi; Ascomycota; Saccharomycetes; Saccharomycetales; Saccharomycetaceae
Gene: EAR1
Product: Ear1p
Exons: 1
Coding region: 1-1518 (505 amino acids)
Molecular function (GO): protein binding
Source: RefSeq, a predicted model, not a curated record